Molecule: messenger RNA, 4554 nt
Organism: Amoebophrya sp. A25
Lineage: Eukaryota; Dinophyceae; Syndiniales; Amoebophryaceae
Source: the annotation of a GenBank genome assembly
CUCGAUUCAACCAAACGAGAACAGGAGGGCGGAGACUCUUUGAAGACCUUGAAUAGAAACAACUUUAGGAGUGAAUCGUAGACACCUGCUAUCGCUAUCGUGAGAUUCCCGGUAAUUUUGGAUUUUCCACUUGUUUUGACUUAAGUACAGUAUUUCUUUUUCUAUGUCGUGAAGAACAUCAGCCUCUUCAAUCGUUUGACGUGUCCCAUCUUUAACUCUAUAACUACAUAAAGAAAAAGAAGAAGAAGAAGUAGAGAAGAUCUAUAUCUAUUUACUCUAGUACUGCUACUUCAUCUCUCUCUACUCUAUCACUUCACUCACAAUAACUCAGCCAUCACGAUCGGAUCACCGACUUGAAAACAAACAAAUAGAUCUGAAUCUGUUCAAACAAAGAACCAUCACGACCAAAAUCAUGGGUGGUAACAACAAGAAUGUACGGAAACGGGGUGGGGGUGACAGCGACCCAUCACCCAGAGGAGGCACGUCCAAUGCGGAGUUUGGCACCUUUGGUAAGAAGAACAAAUCGAGUUUCUCUGGCUCCCUGCUUGGCGGCUUGUUGCGGUUGCUGGCUAACAGCAGCGCAAUCGCUGGCAUGCUAGUAGUUCUGAUCCCACUGCUGAUACACCAGUACGGGGAUAGGAUGACAGCGCAGUUCAACAAGUGGCAGCACAAGACAUUGUGCAAAGUAGGGAUUAUUAUGACAGCACGUUGAUCUUGAUCCUUUUUAUCCACUGCCUCUUCUAGCAAUAUUUUUUCCCUAUGCAUUCGUUAAUCACCCGGGCUACUUUUCAAAUGAUCUUCUAAUGAGGAUCAAGAAGAGUAGCUUCAGAGACAGAGAUAAUGCCCGAAAAUUUCCGCACGUGGUAUAUCUAUUGUCACCAUUGUGCGAGUCCUAGUGUGUCGCUGUGGAUGUCGCUGUAGAUGUUGCUCAAGUCUGGAUCUGAAAGCUAUUGAAUGUGGCUCGUCAGGUUCGAAAACUCGAAAUAAGCGAGCUACUGACUGAAAUAAGAGAGUCUUGACUACAUUCCUCUUCUUUCAGUAUCUCCCUUGUUUUCAAAAAUAGUUACUCGGUUAUUUCAGUUUUUCGAAUGUAUGCACACCGGCCCUCCUCCCCUCCCCCUCCCCUCUAAUUUUCAAUCCAAGAAGCAAUGCGAUCCGACGUCAGGCUGGGUACGAGUCAGAAAAGACAGUGACAAUCCCGUCAUCUCAAAUUUGGCUACGUGGAUGAAAGAUGAGUGCGAGGCAACGGGUGUGGACAACGUCUACCUAGGAGAUUUCAAGAAGAGCAACGGGAAAUAUGUUAGAGGUACCCUACUGGUAUUUAGCAACGUGAAAAAACUUCUUUAUAACGUAGUUGUAGUUUGAUGUGACUCGUUGUCAUUCUUGAUAUGUUUGGCGCUCUAGCUACUUUCGUUCAACUUGUUCAUUCUACAAGAAUUUGAAGAGGGAAAUCUGAAUUGCAAUUUUGCAAAAAUUAGACACCCCACCAGCACGACCACGACAACUCCUCCUACAACUAGAACUCGACAACAACAUCGAACAAACUUACUACCACAACUUGACCACAAAACUACACAACUGCAACAACGAUUUCACAUGAAAAAUCCAAAACAUCUUCUCCCUCCCCGAGCAACAACCACUCCCUACCCGAACAACAACCAAAAGGCAUUGGCUUCACGAAGAAUCUGAAGAAAGGACAAUACUUCCUCUGCUUGCCUUCUAAGUGCUGGUUCGGACAGCACAAUGCGCCACAACGAUACUUGGACAUGCAAACGAAGUAUCCUCAGGUAUGUUGAGCAACUACUUUUACUUGCUGAUUAGAGGACUUGGAGGACUCCCCAUCACCACAGAAUAUUAGGUUUAGUACGAGUUUAUUCAAUACUAGUAAUAUGGGGCAGAGAGAAGAAGUAGGUGAAGAUGAGGAGGGUUCUUACACUAGUUGAGUGGUACAAACACGUGUGAAGACGAGUGAAGACCGUUUGUUCGUUGUCGAUCGUUAGAAAAAAAUCGUAUAGUAGUAUUGUAUUGUUCGAUGAAGACUUUCGGAGGAUCCGGACAUGUUGCAGCAGCGAGACCGGGAGGACCCAGGAAGGAAAAUGGAAAGAGCAAUCUGGCAGGACAGUCGCCACAUCUUCCACAUCUGAAAAACGAGAAUCAGAAGUACAAGGAAGUACAACGAAGAAUCAGAAUCCCACACUGUUAUACAAUCAGAAAAAUUUGGAUCCCUCGUUCUCGUCAUCGCACCCUCAUUCGGAAUGGAAUCAAAAUCAUCUCGCACCAAAGCAGGGCGGACCAUCGUUCCUAGACAAAAACAGGUAUCGGAUUUACGAGGUCCCUGAAAGCGAACUCGUACUUUCUUUGUAUCAAAUCGGGUUGCUGGUUCGGCGAACGCAAUCUACCAGCACGAUACAAGAAACUGCAAAAGAAGCAUGAGGUGACGAAGGAGUUGGAAAUGAUGGAAGGAUGGAUAAGGAUUAGAGUCCUUCGUAGCGUGAUAGAACUGAUGUUGGGUCUGACCAAUCGACUAAUUAUAUUCGAGCGAUCAAGGUGGAUGGAACUGGAAGAGUGAUGAACGAGUUGGAAAUCAUGAGUGUCAGAGCGUUCAGUCUCCUCUAGAGCAGCUACCUCAAUUCACUAUGUUGAUGAAAACAAAUAGCGCUUCAGGAAAGUACAAGUUCUACUUUUCCUCUCAAAAGCAAACGACACCACCAGCAUUGAAGAACAUGAACAUGCCUCCUAAAAACACUAACCCCAAGUAGUGAUUCCUUUCAAAUCCCACCACCUCUCUCAGGAAUGCGAGACUAUCCAGUAUGUCAUGGCAUUGUGGAUGGCGGAUGAGUUUAGAAAAGGAAGCAAAUCCUUCUGGAAGCCCUAUUUCGAUACCAUUCCGAAACAGGUAAUCAUGACACAUUAUGACACCCAGUUUUGAUGUUUUUGAUGUUGCUCACGACCCUACUAACUUUAUUCGCUCUUUCUUGCGAAUAUGAUGAUUGUUUAGUCUGAAAAAUUAUGUAAUCUGACGACCACAAGAGCGAUACCUUUAUUUCAAUCCUAUGAUCCCUGACAAUAGACGUAAACGUAAACCCACAAGAACAAGAACUUUAUUCAACUCUCACAGUCCGAGUACGAAAUGUAUCACCCCGCAUUCUAUGAGUCUAGUGGCAAACGCUUCUACCAGAAGUGCUUGGACGAGAACGGUGGUGACAAGUCUAAGUGCGAGCAGCCAUGGGACGCACAACAGGAUGGGUCCCAUCUAUGGCGCUUGUGGUACGGCUGGGUAGGAGACUGCUAUGACAAGUACUUCUACUUACUAGUAACAACUGUAAGAACUGUCGUUUUGGAAAAAAUGAUAUUGUUUGUACUACUAUGCCCCUAUGUAAGUCUCUUCAUUGCUUUGCCUUUCCUCAAUCAAUCAACCACGUUAGGAAAAGAAAAAUAAAAAAAUGACCUCCCAGCACCUGCAGCGGACCAGCUUGAGACAUUGCAAGAUACCUAAUGACUUUUUUCUCAUGAAGAGAGAGAGUUUCUUGAAUUCUAAGGCCAAUGAAAAUAUUGUUUGUACAACUACGUUUAACGUCCUCGACCUCCACCGAGAGCUUAUUUUCAUCUCCACCUCUCUCAUAGGGCAACGUCCUCUCAUUUUACUUCUCAUCCGCGGAUGCUACCAAACCAGAUACGUCGAAGAGUGGAAAGCAGGCACCUGGCACGUCCCGGAUGACGAGCCUGGCGCAGACGUGAUCAGAAAUGAAAUGUUGACGGUGGAGGAGGUCAGAUUUACCUACGUUCUGACUAUGACACGUGAUUUCGAGGGUGUAGGAAACUUGCCUUUGAUCGAUAUGCCAAAUACGGAGGAAGAGUAAAGAUAAAGACUUCUUUGAUACUUGUUGCUGAUGCAGCUUGUGGGGCAGUUGUUCUUGUUGAUGAUGGUUUAUUUUUUUGCUUUUUCAAUCUCAUCAACGAAGAUGAAACGUUCAAGCCCACCUUCUUUUUUUGUAAUAUUAACUAACAUUAACUAAUCUAAAAGGUACAACUCCCACCAGUACUGGUUCGAUGACAAGAAGGAUAAGUUUUGCCUCCUCAACGAAAAGAAUGUGAAGAAGGGAGAUGAGAUCAACGUCAACUACGCACAGAGCUCCAAGACGCCGUUCAUGAUGUUCGCGCAAUACGGAUUCGCGCUGGAGCCGAAGUACCAUGCGUCCUACGCCAAGGAGAGCGCGAAGUGCAAAGGUACUUGUGGACGUGGAUGUUAGUGUAGUAGUGUGGACCUGGUAGUUAGUGUAGUAGUUGUGGGCUGUGGACCGAUCUGGUGUUAGUGUAGUAGUGUGGAUGUCGUGGUAGAACAAGAACAAGAAGAACUUUCUUCAUCAACGAACAGCAAUUUAUUUUUGAAAUUCAAACAUGAUCUACUUCACAGGUCUCCAAAUCCACGAUGAUGUGCAUAAGAAGCAGAAUCCAGUGGCCGAAAACUUCUCGAAUUUCGCUAUGCGGUACUGCACUCCGGAGAUGCUGUCGGAUGAGGAGGAGCUGGAAGCUAUGGAUGACGACUCUGCGUAG